AUGGGAUUCCAAGUGGAUCGUGUUGACUGGGCACUACAGGAAACAUCAGGUGGACUUCAACAAGCUUUGGAUCACUUGGAGGCUCAUCAGGAUGAGCCUAUGCCUGCAGAUUGGAAAAAGACGCCCUCGUCUGAGCCAGCAGCACAGGUGGACACCGUCGCGAAAUCAAUUCAAUGCAAUACUUGUGGUAAGGUGUUUCGUGACAUGGACAUCGCAAUGUAUCACGCGGACAAAUCAGGACAUGAAGAUUUCAGUGAGAGCACGGAGGAAAUCAAGCCAUUAACCGAAGAGGAAAAGAAGGCCAAACUUGAUGAGCUCCGAGCCAAGGCUGCGCAGAAGCGUGCUGCUCAAGAAGAACAGUACGCUAAAGAGCGCCGCGCUAAUGAAAUUAUUCGACGUAAGGCUGGGCAAGAAGCCAAACAAGUUCGUGAAGAGCUUGAGCGCAAGGAGUUCAUUAAGGAGGCAGAGAAAAAGAGGCGUGAACGCCAGGAAGAUAUUGCAGCCAAAGAGCGAGUACGACAGCAGAUCGAAGAGGAUAAGCGCCGCCGUGCUGAAAAGGCCGCCAUGGAGAAGGCCAAGCGGGAAGGGCGCGCUGAGCCCAGUGAGCCUGCGACGAACCCCCCUCAAAAUUUGUCUUCUAAGACCAGUUCCGCUACAGAAACGCGCUUGCGCGUGCGUUCUCCAAGCGGUGUGUGGAUUGGAACAAUGAGUGUCGAUGCCACCUUAGGUGAUGUGGAAACGGCCAUGAUGCGAGACGGUAAAUAUGUCUUACUAUACACUGAUGCAGUUCUCUACGACUUUCCCCCGUAA
Molecule: messenger RNA, 810 nt
Organism: Malassezia sympodialis ATCC 42132
Lineage: Eukaryota; Fungi; Basidiomycota; Malasseziomycetes; Malasseziales; Malasseziaceae
Exons: 2
Coding region: 1-810 (269 amino acids)
Biological process (GO): negative regulation of proteasomal ubiquitin-dependent protein catabolic process; negative regulation of protein K48-linked deubiquitination; negative regulation of protein ubiquitination
Cellular component (GO): nucleus; cytoplasm
Molecular function (GO): K48-linked polyubiquitin modification-dependent protein binding
Source: RefSeq, a predicted model, not a curated record